CACUGUCUUUUACUCCUACUCCUACUCCCUUCACAUUAGGCUACUGAAAAGUCACUUAUCUCACACUUUUCUACUUCAACAACACACUGGCUGAUCCUUCAUUCUCAUCACUGGUAUUAUGGCUAUUGCAUAGACUACCACGGGCAUCCACCUGAAAGGAUGAACAACGCUGAACAGUUUAUUGCUGCUACAAUGUUUAAUAAUUAUAAUAAACACAACGUAACACCAGUGUCGUCUAGUAUAAAAACAGAUAGCCAUGAACUCUCAGAAAUGUUUGCUAAUACAACACUCAACUACAGACCAUAUGAAAACGGGGCACUAGUGUCAGCCUGUAUAGUACCAGAUGUCAAGUACUUCUACUACACUAUCUUCACCCUAAGCAUUCUGGGUAAUGGCCUGCUGCUAUUCGUGCUCAUGAAGUUUGAUCGUGGAUGGACGCCUAACAGCAUCCUCAUGUCCAACUUACUGGGCUCCAACCUGGUCUUCACCAUUACACUGCCUACUUGGGCCUCCUACCUGCAUACAAAGUCAACCUUCAGCCCCACCCUGUGCAAGCUGGUUGGUAUGGCAACCUACAUGGGGUUCCACAGCACCGUUCUCUUCCUGACUCUGGUGACCAUCCACCGUUACUUGGCUGUGGUUCAUGCUGUUGCGAUGCACAACCAACAACACAAGAACCGCUAUGCUGUGGUGGCUUCAGUUGUGGUGUGGCUCAUCUGUGGUGUUGCAGGUGUGAUUUCCCAGGUGUUCAGACAGUGGGAGAACGGCUUGGUGUGUGUGGAUGAACUAGAUCCCUCUGCGAAGCCGUUUGUCGUAUACCUGCACUUCGUGGCCUUCUUCUUGCUCCCCCUGCUGGUGGUGGUGUACUGCUGCGUGCGCGUCAUCAUAUACUUGGUGUCUGCACGGAUCAGCAGCCAACACAGUGCACUGCUCACCGUCUCCAUCAUCCUCCUCAUCUUCUUCGCCUGCUGGACACCACAUAGCAUCAUGAAGUUGGUGAGGAUAAACACGCCGCUCAGCUGCAAUGAUGGAGCCAUGGAGUAUGCCUACUACAUCACCAAAAUCAUCGCCUACCUCUUCUUCUGUAUCAAUCCUGUUUUCUAUGCCUUCCUAAAACGCAAGUUCAAGAACUAUGUGUGUGCUCAGGUGUGCCGUUAUUUUUCAUGUUUGUAGAGCAAUCUCUUUGUCUGUGUCUGCCGUAAGUCAGUUGCAGCCCCACCGUAGCAUCUACAUUCAUGUACAACCACCAGCACUGAUAUUUUUCACGCCUUUAGUCCCGUCUUUCAUUACCAGUUCCAGGCCCCAGUAUUUACCUUGUACAGUUUAUGCUAUUGUAACAGGUUGGACUAGGUCCCCUGUUAGUGUGCAUGUUGCAAUUGAAAACAGAUGCCCUUGUGGGCGAGGGCGGAGCGCAGCUUUCGUCUUUCAGCCAUACGGUCUGACACGGUCAGCUCCAAUCACCCACCCCUUAGACAGCUGAGAAAGAGCUUUUUUCCUCAUGCCAUUUGCUUACUGAAUUCCUCCUAAUUACU
Messenger RNA from Engraulis encrasicolus (European anchovy), 1532 nucleotides. RefSeq names its product C-C chemokine receptor type 3-like. The transcript is spliced from 3 exons. Gene Ontology annotation, molecular function: C-C chemokine binding; C-C chemokine receptor activity. The record is from RefSeq and is a predicted model, not a curated record. Gene Ontology annotation, cellular component: external side of plasma membrane; membrane. Gene Ontology annotation, biological process: immune response; cell chemotaxis; positive regulation of cytosolic calcium ion concentration. Bases 160 to 1173 code for a protein of 337 amino acids. Lineage: Eukaryota; Metazoa; Chordata; Actinopteri; Clupeiformes; Engraulidae.